AUGAUAAUGGGAACGCCCUCUCUCCUGUAUUUGUUCACACUGAUCAUUACCUCCAUGCAUUUCACGGUAAACGCCACCAGCGGAAAAUGCCAAGUAAGUAGAAAUGUCAUGUACCGGAAGCAGUUAAACAGGAUUACCACGAAAAGGUAUUAUUUGUGUAAAAUUUUUAAGGACAGUUUUCCGUGUUUUUUUGGUAUCUCUGGGUAUGACCAAAAUGGUAGUAGUGGCGAUCUCCUCAAGCGUACUGCUAUACAGUGGAAUCAGUUAAAAAUAGAAAAUGAAAUCUUCCACAGGGGAAAACCUUCCGAUGAGGUACAAGUAGAAAGCCCAGUACAAAAAAGGAAUGUCGCCCAUGAUGACCAGCGGAUAGAUAACCUUAAGGGAGCUACAAAACGGUUCAUACAGGAUGGACACCAUUACUCCCUUAACGCAAAGAAUCCACGCGGUGGAAGCAGUGGUAGCUGGACAUAUCCACCCACGGAAAAAGGGCCAAAUGUGUUCUUCAUAAAUUAUACUAAUUUAAAGCAAUUGAGAAAAUAUGGCCUGAGAAAAGGGGAUCCUUUUAUCACACGAAAGUCGACAUUUUUACACACCUAUGAAGGUAAUCGAUUGGGGAAUUACUCCACCAGUGCAACUGUAGGAGAGAAGCUUUUUACAGUCAAGAACGAAGACACCCAAACGGGGAAAGAGGCGCAAUUCAUCACACGUGCGAAGAAAAGCGAUGAUGCCAAGGACCCCCCCAAUUUGGAUGCCAUCUUUGAUCAAAUAAACAGCUAUCUGGAUAUUGAAAAAUAUAAAGAUUCAUAUGGUGAAGAAGUUUAUAAUCAGAUAGUUAAAUUAUACGUACAUAGGCAUGUCCCCGAAAAUUACGAACAAUUGUUCUUCAUGGAACAACCGCAGAAGAGCGUUGCAUUGGACGUAGACAAAUAUGAUGAGGACCAAUUUCAGAAACUAAUUGAAGAGGAAUUCCAAAGAAAUGGAGUCCACAUAGAAAACAUCAAUAAAGAAUACUACAAAAGAGAGAAUAUCAAGAAAACUCUUAAGGUCCUAAAUUACUUACCUCUACUAAAUUUAAUAAACAAUCCAAAUGAUUUGAAAAAAUUGAAGAAGGAAUAUCUACCUCUAUUGGCUCACGAAUUAAAAAUGUUCCUUUUUUUCAUGGUUAAUCUAAGUGGUGGUCAUUUUUCCGCUGGGUUGAGCUUGCUAGAGGUGCAGCUGAUGUUAAUGUAUCUGUUUGAUCAGCCCCAUGAUGAUGUGAUAUACGAUAUAGGCCAUCAGACCUACGUACACAAAAUACUCACAGGGAGAAAGUUCAUUUUUUUAUCUCUAAGACAGAAAGAGGGAUUAUGUGGCUUUCUAAACACAUUUGAAAGCACCUACGACAAGUUUGGGGCAGGCCAUAGCUCCACUGCACUGAGUGCAAUUCAGGGGUUUUAUGAAGCCGACUGGCAGGUAUGUCAAAACAGAAGAAACACCAAAUCGGAAGGAAAAGAAGCACAUCCCUUUGAAGACACAGAAAAUAUCACUUUUAUCCAACCUGGUGGAGAAGACCAAAUCCAUGCAGGGGAGAACCUUCAUGCAAGUCAUCCCAAGGGAGGAGGAAAUCCAACACAACAAAGUUCCUACCCUGGGCGAAAUAACUUAGCUGAUCAUUUGAACAAAGUGCAUAUCGCCAUCAUUGGGGACGGUGGCCUAACCGGUGGUAUGGCAUUGGAAGCGCUGAAUUACAUUUCCUUUUUAAAUUCUAAAGUACUAAUUAUUUAUAAUGACAAUGGGCAGGUAUCUCUCCCCACUAAUGCACCCAGUAUCUCGGGGCAUCGACCAAUCGGCUCCAUCUCUGACCAUCUGCGUAGUUUUAUCACAAGAAAAAGUGGAAAAGGAGACAGCCAAAAUUCCAGCGAUAAGGAAAAAAACAACUUUUUUGAAAAUUUAAACUACGACUAUGUGCAAGUCCAAAACGGAAAUAACACAGAAGCCCUUUUCAACGUGUUGUCGUCCUUUAAAAAGGGAAGUAUGAAUAGAGCCACUGUAUUGCAUGUCUGUACGAACAAAACCAGUGAGUUUAUAAACAGUAGGGCACCGAUAACUGUGAUGCAUUCUAUUAAGAAGAACGAAAUCUUUCCAUUCAAUGUGGAUAUGCUUAGCUCAGAUGGGCAGAAAGUUAAGUCUCCAGAGCCCACCGCCCAUAGCCAAGAUGAUAAGAUGUACAGUGGAAAAUCCCCCCCCACGACACCACAACAACAGUGGAUGUUCUCCAAGAAAACCUUCACAGAUGUGUACACAGAAGAAAUGCUAAAAUAUUUGGAGAGAGAUAAAAAUAUCAUCUUCAUUUCUCCAGCCAUGUUAGGGGGAUCCGGAUUAGUAAAGAUCAGCGACAAGUACCCCAACAAUGUAUAUGACGUAGGAAUCGCAGAACAACACGCAACAACCUUUGCGACAGCCAUGGCCAUGAAUAAGAACCUAAAGGUUCACCUAUGCAUUUAUUCUACAUUUAUGCAAAGAGCAUAUGAUCAAAUAAUACAUGAUUUGAAUUUACAGAAGGUUCCGUUAAAGGUUAUUAUCGGUAGGAGUGGCUUAGUCGGGGAAGAUGGAGCUACUCACCAAGGAAUCUACGACCUUACUAUUUUGGGUGCCUUGAACAAUGCAUGCGUUAUAUCCCCUAGCAACCAAGUGGACUUGAAGAAGGCUCUCAAGUUUUGCUACCAUGAUGUGAAACGAUCUGUGUUUGUUCGCCUCCCCAGGAUUAACACCUUCACGGAGGAGUACCUGCAGAGGUAUUUCCGCAUCGGGGAGCAGCUCCAGGGAGAUGGAAACGUAGGGCAUAACAGGCAAAUAGAUUGGGAAAAAGCAAACAAGGGGGGAGAUCCCCGCAACGACGAUAUGCAAUCAUUCUUUGGAAAGGCGCGAGUCAUCAAAAUGAGCCCAGAAAAAAAUGAACCAAGAGAAGGAAGGAAAAAAAAAGUGUCCAUUUUUAACAUGGGUAGUAUGCUAUUCAAUGUACUGAACGCUAUCGAAGAAAUCGAAAAGGACCAAUUUUUCUCCAAUAAAUUUUCCUUCUCAAUUAUAGAUAUGAUUUUCCUAAAUCCAAUGGAUAAAAAAAUAAUAGAUUACUUAAUAGAGGAGAAUAAGCAUGACGUACAUAUAACCUACGAGGACAACACUGUAGGUGGAUUUUCAACCCACUUCAAUAACUACCUAAUAGAGAAGAAUUACAUUUCCAGACAUCAGUUGUCUGUUCAUAAUAUUUACGUACCAAAUGAUCCCAUUGAACACUCCACGUAUGUACAACAAUACACAGAUGUAAAAAUGGAUUCUAAUAGCUUAGUGAAAAGAAUAAAGAGUUUCUUACAAGGACAACUGUCCAAUUGA
Messenger RNA from Plasmodium knowlesi strain H, 3369 nucleotides. Its product is annotated as 1-deoxy-D-xylulose 5-phosphate synthase, putative. Gene Ontology annotation, molecular function: 1-deoxy-D-xylulose-5-phosphate synthase activity. Lineage: Eukaryota; Apicomplexa; Aconoidasida; Haemosporida; Plasmodiidae. Gene Ontology annotation, biological process: terpenoid biosynthetic process. The coding region runs from base 1 to 3369 and encodes 1122 amino acids. The record is from RefSeq and is a predicted model, not a curated record. The transcript has a single exon.